Messenger RNA from Peromyscus leucopus (white-footed mouse), 2275 nucleotides. RefSeq names its product dihydropyrimidinase like 2 (gene Dpysl2). Gene Ontology annotation, cellular component: cytosol; cytoplasm. Gene Ontology annotation, molecular function: hydrolase activity, acting on carbon-nitrogen (but not peptide) bonds, in cyclic amides. NCBI's taxonomy places the organism in Eukaryota, Metazoa, Chordata, Mammalia, Rodentia, Cricetidae. The record is from RefSeq and is a predicted model, not a curated record. The transcript is spliced from 14 exons. Bases 165 to 2186 code for a protein of 673 amino acids.
GUCGCCGGCUCGCCAGCCCUCCAUCCUUUCUGUGCACCUUGCGGUAGGCAGGGAGCGGCAGCCGCGGCGGCAGCUAGAGGCUAGUGCACACCCAGCCAGGGAGACUUAGGGAACCACAGACAGACGGACGGACCGAGAAAAUCCUCCCCAGCGCCCCCCGAGCCAUGGCCGAGAGAAAGCAAUCUGGGAAGGCGGCAGAGGACGAAGAGGUCCCUGCCUUUUUUAAAAACCUGGGCUCGGGCAGUCCCAAGCCCCGGCAGAAAUUCUGCGGCAUGUUCUGCCCGGUGGAAGGGUCCUCGGAGAACAAGACCAUCGAUUUCGAUUCGCUUUCGGUGGGCCGGGGCUCAGGGCAGGUGGUGGCUCAGCAGCGAGAUGUCGCCCACUUGGGCCCGGACCCGCACCGGCAGAGCCGGCGUGCCAGCGGGGAGCCAUCUGUUGAAUCGGGCCGGAAGGUGGAGAUCCGGCGGGCCUCGGGCAAGGAAGCCCUGCAGAACAUCUACGAUCAGAGUGAUCGCCUUCUCAUCAAAGGUGGCAAGAUUGUGAAUGAUGACCAGUCCUUUUAUGCGGACAUAUAUAUGGAAGAUGGGCUGAUCAAGCAAAUAGGAGAAAACCUGAUUGUGCCAGGAGGAGUGAAGACCAUCGAAGCCCAUUCCAGAAUGGUGAUCCCAGGAGGCAUUGACGUGCACACUCGCUUCCAGAUGCCUGACCAGGGAAUGACGUCAGCUGAUGACUUCUUCCAGGGAACCAAGGCAGCCCUGGCUGGGGGAACCACCAUGAUCAUUGACCAUGUGGUUCCUGAGCCCGGGACAAGCCUGCUGGCUGCUUUUGAUCAAUGGAGGGAGUGGGCGGACAGCAAGUCCUGCUGCGACUAUUCUCUGCACGUGGACAUCACGGAGUGGCACAAGGGCAUCCAGGAGGAGAUGGAAGCGCUGGUGAAGGACCACGGUGUAAACUCCUUCCUCGUGUACAUGGCUUUCAAAGAUCGAUUCCAGCUGACGGACUCCCAGAUCUAUGAAGUGCUGAGCGUCAUCCGGGAUAUUGGUGCCAUAGCUCAAGUCCAUGCAGAGAAUGGUGACAUCAUUGCAGAGGAACAGCAGAGGAUCCUGGAUCUGGGCAUCACGGGCCCUGAGGGACAUGUGCUGAGCCGACCAGAGGAGGUCGAGGCUGAAGCCGUUAACCGCUCCGUCACCAUUGCCAAUCAGACCAACUGCCCCCUGUAUGUCACCAAAGUGAUGAGCAAGAGCGCGGCUGACGUCAUCGCCCAGGCACGGAAGAAGGGAACCGUGGUGUAUGGCGAGCCCAUCACGGCCAGCUUGGGGACGGAUGGCUCUCAUUACUGGAGUAAGAACUGGGCCAAGGCGGCUGCUUUUGUCACCUCCCCUCCCUUGAGCCCCGACCCAACCACUCCAGACUUUCUCAACUCCUUGCUGUCCUGUGGAGAUCUCCAAGUCACAGGCAGUGCCCACUGUACCUUCAACACUGCUCAGAAGGCUGUGGGGAAGGACAACUUCACCUUGAUUCCUGAGGGCACCAACGGCACAGAGGAGCGGAUGUCUGUUAUCUGGGAUAAAGCUGUGGUCACUGGGAAGAUGGAUGAGAACCAGUUUGUGGCUGUGACCAGCACCAACGCAGCCAAAGUCUUCAACCUUUACCCUCGGAAAGGCCGCAUCGCAGUGGGAUCUGACGCAGACUUGGUCAUCUGGGACCCUGACAGCGUGAAGACCAUCUCUGCCAAGACACACAACAGUGCUCUUGAGUACAACAUCUUUGAAGGCAUGGAGUGCCGUGGCUCCCCACUGGUAGUCAUCAGCCAGGGCAAGAUUGUCUUGGAGGAUGGCACGCUUCAUGUCACUGAAGGCUCAGGGCGCUACAUCCCUCGGAAGCCCUUCCCUGACUUUGUGUACAAGCGCAUCAAGGCAAGGAGCAGGCUGGCCGAGCUGAGGGGGGUCCCGCGUGGCCUGUAUGAUGGACCCGUGUGCGAGGUGUCUGUGACACCCAAGACAGUCACUCCAGCCUCAUCAGCUAAGACAUCCCCUGCCAAGCAGCAGGCGCCACCGGUUCGGAACCUGCACCAGUCUGGAUUCAGCUUGUCUGGAGCUCAGAUCGACGACAACAUUCCCCGCCGCACCACCCAGCGCAUCGUGGCGCCCCCUGGUGGCCGUGCCAACAUCACCAGCCUGGGCUAAAGCCCCUAGGCCUGUAGGGCCACCUGGGGAUGGGGGAUGGGACACCUGAGGACAUUCUGAGACUUCCUUCCUUCCAUUUUUUUUUUUUU